Messenger RNA from Vollenhovia emeryi, 6488 nucleotides. RefSeq names its product histone-lysine N-methyltransferase SETD1B-A (gene Set1). NCBI's taxonomy places the organism in Eukaryota, Metazoa, Arthropoda, Insecta, Hymenoptera, Formicidae. Bases 1433 to 6004 code for a protein of 1523 amino acids. The transcript is spliced from 9 exons. Gene Ontology annotation, molecular function: RNA binding; protein binding; histone H3K4 methyltransferase activity. Gene Ontology annotation, cellular component: Set1C/COMPASS complex. The record is from RefSeq and is a predicted model, not a curated record.
AAGUGCGUCUCGCGUGCGCGAGUGGAGACCACGGCCAGCCAAACACGCUCAGGUGCGUCAAAACUCGCGCUGCUGUCCGUCGAGAGGAGCGAGCGAGAGCGGGAGAGGAAGAGAGAGGGGGAAUCACGGAGGGUCAGCGAGCGAGCGAGCGAGAAGGAUAGAGAUAGAGAGAAGUAGAAAAACUCGGACUGUACGUUUCGUCACGUUUCUGAGCCGGAGACCGCGAACCGCGAGCCGUCCGCGGUGGCGAAACGACGGCGGGACGGUCGAGAGGACGAUUGGUUCGAUAGCUCGAUAGGCGAACGGGCUCGAGGACGCCGCGCCGUUGCGCACCGUUGCUGGACCUUACGAAAGUUGCGCGAUUCCCUGGCAGUGGAGGAGAAAGAAAUCGCAACGUAACUGAAUAAGGGUCUAAAGGUUCUGGCGGAAGAGGAAGAGGGAGUGAGAGAGAGAGAGAGAGAGAGCGAGGAGAGAGCGACAAGCGGCGAAGCGAGGAGAGAGCGACAAGCGGCGAAGCGAGGAGAGUGGGAGACGGAGGCAGGGAAGUAAAGAAGAGAGAGCGAGGCUCGCGCGAUCGUGGGGUCGUCGACGGGCGCUUUGCACGGAGAGAAUCCCGCGGCGAGGGAUGGCCUCGGUGGAUCGCUAUCGCGCAGGCAACCCAACCUAAAAGUAGCGCCGAGCUGUACCUUCGAGGUUAUGUGCCGUUGAGCGGAGCUCGCGCGAGACCGAGCGGCCGAGGUGGAGAGAGAAAGAGAGAGAGAGAGAUAGAAACACAUCGUAAGUCUGCAAACGGGACGCGACGUUCGGUCCGAGGAUGCCGUAUCGGUAACGCCGCACCGGGGAUCGUAUCGAUCCAGCGACGAGUGUUUCGCGUUUCACGCGACGUGAAAGAGAGGAUGCGUCACCUCGCGACGAUCAACGGCCGAGUUGUUGCCAAGGUUUCCCGUGAAAUCGUUGCCCCUGCUAACGUAGUCGCGCGCGUACGGCGAGAGGGAGAAAAAGAGGAGUCGCUGACGAGAUGCCCGGUAACGAGCCGUAAGGCUAGUCCGCACGCGUAGGAGCGCGAUCGCACUCGAUCCGUCAGUCGCCGAACGAUCAUGUAAUCGCUCGUCGCUGGCGAGAGAGAGAGAGAGAGAGAGAGAGUGAGGCACUUAACGUUUCGACAACGAAUUCGCUAUUUUUGUAUAAUUCAAGUUAAUUAUUCUUAAGUGAUGGACAGAGUGAUGCGCGGCGAUCGCGUCGCGCCGGCUUGCAAUUCGAUUUUGUGCCGACGAUUUGUUCUUAGAUACGCUUUCCGCGAGAGACGUGAGUAAACCGUGAGCCGCCGGCGCCAGGGUUGACUUGCACUUAACCGUCGCGCUACCGAUAUCGUUUAAAGCUUGGGUAAAUGUUUACGACAGAGGUUCAUGUGAAUGGAUGAUGCUCGGAGGCGAUGAACGGCAUGGAGAGGCAUGGUCAUGGACAUGGACAUUCGCACGCGCACUCGCAUCGUCAUCGCCAUUCCCAUGGCAGUUCUCAGAGCACGUCGCAGAACUCGUCGAGCCAGCCGUCCGCGAAGCACGGCCACGGCCACGUGACGCACUCGCAGAAGGACGCAGCCGCGCCACCAGCGACCCCGAAGGCCCAGAGGAACUUCAAGCUGCUGGUCGAUCCGUUUUUAGUUAAGGGAGCCACGAAACUCUGCAGAUACGAUGGCACCGUCCCGGGAGACCCAACGUAUCCACAGGUUCAGCCCCGAGAUCCCAGGUCGCAAUUGACGAGGAUCUGGACUCGGCUCGAGCAGCUCGACCUACCUGUACCUAGAUUUAAGAUCGAUUCCAAUUACUGCGGCGAGCCACCGCCGCUGGAAGUGACGUUUUGUCACUUGAACGACAAUAUCGAUAAGACGUUCUUGAUGAACAUGGUUCAGAAAUUCGGAUCUAUAGAAGAGCUUACUAUUUAUUACCACCCGUUAACCAAUAAACAUCUAGGCAUAGCGAGAGUGGUGUUCGAGUCGACCAAGGCAUCCAAGGCGUGUGUGGAAAAGUUGAAUAACACAUCUGUGAUGGGGAAAGUGCUGAGGGUUUUCCUGGAUCCCUUCGGGGAAGAGUGCAAAAAGAUGUUCGACGAAUUGACCGUGGAGAAGAAGCCCGAGAAGAAGGUGGAGAAGGAGGUACCCAAGCCACCGGAGUCUGAGCCGGAGAAACAUCAGACGCCGGUGGAGAAACCUGUGCCGGAGGAGAGAGACGACUUUAGGAACACUAAGAAACCUAUUCCAAGUAUCGAGAAGAGCAGAGAGCCGUACGUGGAAAACUCGAGAUACAAAUAUAGGGACUAUCCCACGCCGAGCGGCAGUACGGGUAGUGAUUUGGGUUACGGAACAGCGCCCAGUGAACUGAAUUAUUCUAGUAAUUAUUCGCAAAAUUCCACCCCGGCCACGAACUACGAUUUCUACUACAGUAGUUAUCAUCAUCAACCUCCGAGCAGCUACCUGGCCAGCAUCCCGCAGAACGUCUCGCAGAAUAUAUCGCAGAAUAUAUCUAUUCAGCAGAACUCAAAUGUAUGGUGGGGCAAUAAUUCUGGAUCGGCGAGCUACUCGACCUCGACUUCUGUCUGGCCGAUUCAACAGCACGCGACAAAUUUGGACUGCGCCGGUUCUAACGUGACGCCGAUUAAUAACAAGACUUCCAGCGCGAAAGCGCAUCACACUCCUAAAAAGGAGAAGGAGAAUCAGAAUCAGACUACGGCGAAGAGCGUCACGCCGCGCGACUCCCCCGACGAGACUCGCAAGACGCUAGAUUUAGAUACUAGAAUCGCCAUGUUACUAAAGGACAAAGCGGGCGGGAUGGCGCCUCCUUUUUUACAAUUCGGCAGCGACUCCGAGGACGACAAGAAAUCUCAACACGGUGAAAAUGAGAUGCUGUCCGAGCCCCCCAGCCCCUUUCUAUCGCAGGAGAUAUACAAGCUGUGCUUCGACAAGGUAGUGGAGAGAAAUAAAGAACGCAGGAAAGCUCACGAGAACAACACCUGUCAGUUCUCCGUGGACGAGGACUUGGGUAGCGUCAUAAGUUCCAGUGAAGACGAGGCGUUGUUAGGUAGCUACAGUCCAGCGCCUGACGAUCACGAACCAGAGCCACCUAAGGAACCGCCUCCGCCUCCGCCACCCGACGACGACAGAAUGUCUCUGAGUCCUUUGAGUUCGGGAGAUGAGAAGAUUGAGGAAGUAAUAGCACAGACUGAACCUUCGAAUCAACUAUACCCCGCAGCUGGUUAUCCAGGACACUUGACCCACUACCCCUCUAAUGACGUUUACAAUUGGCCGCGACCGUCGCAGUAUCCUUAUCCUUAUGGAACGACUUAUUUACAGAGCCAUUAUCAGCCAAACACGACGUCCUUCUCGGCAACAAUUGGAAAUCAUCAAGGGACAAAUUAUUACUCAUCUUUUCAAUCUCGGUUACAUGCUAUGGCGAACUAUAGCAUCACGAAAGAUCCACAGGGACCCACCAUCAAUGGAGUGUUGAGCAGAGUUGUGAAUGAACUGAAGCAAAUUCUAAAGAAGGAUUUUAAUAAGAAGAUGAUAGAAAAUACGGCGUUCAAAUUGUUCGAGGUUUGGUGGGAUGAAAAGAAAUCGGAAAAGAGUCAAACUCAGGGUAGCGGCGACAACAUUAUUGUCAAUAACACGACGAAAGAGGAUGUGAAGCCGCAAGGAUUGUCGUCGUUGUUGGAGCAAGCGACGCCAUUAGGGCUCAAUUACGAUGGUUUUGGUUUAGGUAUCAGAGCUAGUAUGCCAAAGAUGCCUUCAUUCAGGCGCAAGAUCAAAGCUCCAAGCCCAUUGCCGCAGGAUGAGGAUAGCCGACAGUCAGGUCACGCUGAUGUAGAAACGAUCGAAAGCGACAGUGACCUGGAUGUACCGCCUGUACAAAAAACGAAGAAACCGAUUACUUCUCUUCCGACCGUUUCUUCCUCGUCUACCGCGUCUUCGUCAGUCGAAAGUAGUAGCGAGGAGAUUAGUUCCAGUGAAUCUUCCGACAGUUCGAAUGAAAGUACUGAUGAAGAAGCCUUCGAAGAUGAGCAAGACACAGAUAGCCGAAUGUCCGAUCAUAGACCUUUGGCGUGUAACAGCGAGGAUCCUGACGUACUAAUGGAACUCGCGAUCCAAAGGUCUCUGGACUGUCCCACGCCAAUCGGCAGAGAAACGCCGGUGCCGGAUAUCAAAAUUAAAGAUCAAAAUUCAACCGAGUUCCCACAGAUUGAGGACGGUGACAAUCUGGGUGGUUCGUUGGCUUUGCCAAUAAAAUACGAGAGCGUUAAAGAGGAGGAAAGAAUUUCUGAAAAGUUGUCGGUAACGGAAGAAAAACCGUUUGACGCGUGUAGAACUUUGGACAAGGAGAUGAAGGAUAUACCGAGAAUUACCGAGGAUAAAGGAACGCAGAGCAACUUGAAACUUAUAAUACCGGUAACGUCGGUAAUUGUUAAAGAAGAGAUGAUACCGGAUAUACAAAAAAUGGAAAAUUCGGCCGCAGAAGCUCUGAUGACUCUAGCUGGACGAGAUAACAUUAUACGCCAUAGGAGUCCUGGUCCUAUGCAGCCUAAUAUUAUCAGAGCGCUGCAGACAAUGUCAGCGAGAUACAUCAAUGACGAACCUAUCCUGAGGGAUAACGAGAAGAUAGAGAUGUUUAGCGAAAUUCCUACCACCGACUCGGAGGAGGAGAGCUUAGAAAUCAGAAGAUUAAGGUAUCAAGCAGAGACAGAGCUUCGAUUGAAUGGACAGCGAACACCGAGUUCGCCUGGUUCUCAAGCUUCGCAAGUGUAUAUGGAGCACUCGUAUUCAUUGCCACCCACACAACCCGAGCUCGUGGAACCCGUUAUCCGUGUACCAGCAGCCUCGAUGAAGAUGAAGCACCCGAAAAUUGUCAAAUUAACGAAAUCGAAGGACAAUACUCACAAAAUCGAGAAGCAGAAAUCUAAGAAAUAUACAAAAGUACACAGUGGUCAUCAGAACCACGUGGGCGAGAAGGAGAAUAUCCGAAAUGACUAUAUAUAUGACAAAAUUAUUAAGCAGGUUCCAGAGCCGACUGUCACGUACAAAGAACGAGAUCUUAUGUCGGAAAUGGCUAUUUUGUACGAGUUUUUAACUAGGGGAAUAGACGCGGAGGACGUAGAAUACUUGAGAAGAAGUUACGAGGCUUUGUUAGCGGACGAUACUCAAGGUUACUGGUUGAAUGACACGCAUUGGGUCGAUCAUCCGCCGACAGAUGUACCGAGUCCUGCAAAGAAGAGAAAACGAGACGAGCUCCGAUUGCACGCAAGUGGAAGCGCUAGAACGGAAGGAUAUUACAAAGUUGACAUCAGAGAGAAGGCUAAACAUAAACAUCAUUAUGCUCAAAGUAUACAACGUAGCAACGACGUGGAGGACAGUGGCGGUUCUUACAUCGGAGGUGACGGUGUGAUGAAUGGUCCAAAGAAUAAUUCUAAAGCGUUGACCGGCAAAAUGCAAGCGUUGUCACGCGAGGCACGAAGCAAUCAACGCCGGUUGUUAACAGCUUUCGGAAUUGACACGGACAGUGAUCUCCUUAAGUUUAAUCAAUUAAAGUUCCGUAAGAAACAGUUGAAAUUUGCCAAGUCUGGUAUUCACGAUUGGGGCUUGUUUGCCAUGGAACCAAUCGCGGCCGAUGAAAUGGUUAUCGAGUAUGUGGGACAAAUGGUUAGACCGGUUGUGGCCGAUCUACGAGAAGCCCAAUAUGAAGCCACUGGAAUCGGUAGUUCUUACCUCUUCCGCAUCGAUUUAGAUACCAUUAUCGAUGCGACAAAGUGCGGCAAUUUGGCGAGGUUCAUAAAUCACAGUUGCAAUCCAAAUUGUUACGCAAAAGUAAUCACGAUCGAAAGCCAAAAGAAGAUCGUAAUCUACAGUAAGCAACCGAUAGGAGUUAACGAGGAAAUAACUUAUGAUUAUAAAUUUCCAUUGGAGGAUGACAAAAUCCCUUGCCUUUGUGGAGCUCCUCAAUGCCGGGGUACCCUCAACUGAAUUGUUCAUUCUUUUUCUUGUCUUCUACACUUCAUCACACCCUACUCAUAUUUUUGUAAAUAUUUCCCCAUGUAAACAUUUUAUAAAAAUGCAAUGGAAAAUGCUAAAUUAUGUUAAGAUGCGUUUCUUCCUACUUUAUUACGAGACCCCUCUGAUCCGGCGUGCGGACUUCAACAGGUGAGAUAAAUGUAUGAAUCAUUACCACCGUGUGUUAUCUUGCAGCGUCUCCUUUUUGUAUUCAUCGUCGACCGCUGAACAUAUUAACCGAACAUUUCAAGACAUAUAAUUGGGAUUGUAUUUAGUGCAAUCGUACUUGCAAUUAUAAGCAAUGUAAAUAUUCUAUAUGUAUCAUAUACAGAGUGACUUUCAAUAUUGUAUGUCAAUGAUUUACAGAGUGAACUUACAGUGCAAAAUGAGAGAAGAAUGUUAUACGAACAUAGCUUUAGGUUUUAUUUUUCAAGUUAUAAUAAAAAUUUAAGAAAAU